Molecule: messenger RNA, 6774 nt
Organism: Varroa destructor (honeybee mite)
Lineage: Eukaryota; Metazoa; Arthropoda; Arachnida; Mesostigmata; Varroidae
Gene: ear
Product: ENL/AF9-related super elongation complex transcription factor
Biological process (GO): positive regulation of DNA-templated transcription
Cellular component (GO): transcription elongation factor complex
Molecular function (GO): chromatin binding
Source: RefSeq, a predicted model, not a curated record
GUUUGUAUGGUCGUCUCGUCUGGUUCGCUUUUCUGUUGGCCUGCAUCUUUGUUAUGGCUUGGUUUAUCGUUGUCAUGUGUUCGCGCCUUCACUAGUUCAUCGCUGUCGCUUGCGUAGUGGCGAGAUGCCGACUGGUGGCGGUCGGCUACUGUGUUUUUGCGCGGUAGCCGCCGCCGCUGCUCUUCUCUGUUAGCGUCGCCGUCUAUCGGCUGAUGCUGCUUCUGCUCGAGCCUCCCUCUUUACCUCCCUCGCUCCCUCCCUCGCUCGUUGUGCUCCGGGCGCAGCUGUGCCUACACUGUUUCCGUUGAUACGAUCGCGGCUCUGUAUUCUUCUGCUGCUGCCGCCGCCGCCGCCGCCUGCUGUUUGACGUAUUUCGAGUUUAACGUACGGUACUGACGUUAGGCAUUCCACCAGACGGUUAGCUCGAAGUGCGAAACGAGCGGUGUCAACACCCGGAUUCGAAUCCCGACCAUCACGUCUGGGGGGCAGCAAGCAGCCGCCUACUAUUUACUGUCCAUCACCCAACCACCGUGAUUUCAUUAGCCAACAAUAGCAAAAAUACUAAUCAUAGAAGCAGUGGCGACGCAUACUGGCCUAGCGGUGAUCGUGGUGUUUGCCGGGGCUCACAGCAGUAAAGAACUGUCGCUUCUAUAGCAGUAGCAACAACAACAAUAUUGCUACUGCUAACAGUACGACAACAAUCAAAACUAUAACAACACCGACAGUUUAAAUGUAACGAUUGGUGGUGGUAUUACUGCUUUUACUACCAUCCACGGCCGUCGGAUGACUGAUUCACUGUUGGCUGCUGCUGCUGCUGCUGCUGCUGACUGCUAAUAUUGUUUGUUUGUUGCUAUUGCUGUUGGCAAUGAUGUCUCUGCUAACCCCCGUCGCCUGUCCCCAACUGCUAGCCUGUGUUCUGCAGUGAUGAUGAUGGCAGUGACGGUGAUAUGUUGCUGAUUGUUGUUGGUGUUGUUGUUGUUGUUGUUGCUGUUGUUGUUGUUGUCGUCGUCGUCGUCGUCGUCGUCGUCGUCUACUCUAUGAUAGUCAUCAUUACUGAUAGUACGCAGUACUGUAACUAGAGCUAGUACUACUGCUAACGUUAUGAGAAUGAUAUGAUGAUACAAUUAUCGUGCUUGAUUGUGCACAACCAUCAUUCAGCAAACGCUGAAUAGCAUAAACAGAGAUGGUGGUAGUCAGUGACUGGUAAUGGCGGUGGUCAUUCUAUUAGCGAGGCAGCAGCAGCAGCAGCAGCAGCAGCAGCGACAAUAACAGCCGUAAUAAGCGAAAAUGCUUAUGUGUUUCAAACGGUGAAAAAACAAGUUAUGUACUAGUUGUUGUUAUUGUUAUUAGAGGUGAUAGUAAUCUACGAAAGAGCCUAAAAGACUCUCGAUCCGUCGUCGCUUAGUUGAUCAAUGCCUGCUGCACCAAUCGGAACUACAAGUGAGCUCGACCGACGGCCGGUCGCAAACGCUGCGACAGACGUUGUCGCAUAACAAAGACAGGUAACGGAAUCGAUAUUGAUGAUAGGGGUGAUCCUAUGUCGUCCUAAGCACACGCUGUGAAAUUUGGAAAUGAUGUACGGACGUUCGGUAGAGGUAAAAAUUGAGCUCGGCCAUAAGGCCGUGCUUAAGGACCAGCCUACGGCUGAGGGCUAUACGCAUGACUGGACCGUGUUCGUCAAAGGGCCUGAGGGGUGCAAAAUCGAUAAUUUUGUCGAGAAGGUGAUAUUUAUGUUACAUGAAAGCUUUCCGAAGUCAAAAAGAACAAUUCGCGAACCGCCUUAUCAGGUAACAGAAAGCGGUUAUGCUGGUUUCAACAUGCCGAUCUGGGUGUACUUUAAGACGCGGGAAGAGCCAAAAAAAAUCGAUUUCGUUUACGAUCUCUAUCUGUCGCUAGACGGCAAGCCAAUUAACAAUAUCCGAUGUGAGAAGCUUACUUUCCACAAUCCACCGGAUGACUUCUGCCAAAGGUUGCUGAAAGGAGGCGGUUCUAUCAAGCAACCAGUCGCAUCACCCAACAAGAAGUCAUCAGGACCCCAGACGCCUCCAGAGAAACGCUCCCCCCAGCAACCGCAAACCCAACCGGCGGGAGCGGCGGCCAAGCCAUCCUCGGAUCUAUUUGGAGGGUCUAAUGCUAAAGAUAUCAAAUCUGGUACAGCUCCAGCACAGGAUGGCAAGAAAGAGAAGAAAAAAGAGAAGCGCAGCAAAGAUUACAAAAAAGAAAAAAAAGAUAAAGAUGGACGAAGUCGAUCGGAUAAGGACAAAGAGGCGGCGCCGUCUUCUCGUGAGGAGAAGACAACUAGCAAGGAGAAGGAACGUGACAAGGAGAGUAGUAAAAGCGAGAAAGAACGUGAUAAGGCUGAGACGAAAGCCGAUCAAGAACGUGACUCAAAGUUAAAAGAAAAUACCAAGGAUAAAGAACGAACCUCUGGUAAGGAGUCGAAGGACAAAGAGGCUACAGCUAAACAAAAAGAAGGCAGCAGCAGCAGCAGCAGCAGCAAAAAAUUAGCAUCAGUACGGUCAAGCCAGUCGCCGCCAAUGGCAGCGGAUAUGAAAAAAGAUGACACAAAGAAUCGAGAAGAUCGGAAACGUCCUGCAGGCAUCAGUCCUAGCGAAGGUAGCGGUGAACGCGACCGAGAGAAGACUAACAACGAUGACAAAGAAGUUAAACGGAAGAAGAAGUCAUCGUCUCAUAAAGAUUCGCCCGACGCAAAAAAGCCUCGCCUCACCCAAGAUCAGCUUACAUCAGGGUCGAGCGAAUCGCUGAAAUCGAAACGUAGUAAAUCUCGAGGCAAGGAGUCGCUUGCCUCUUCUCCGUUUGUCGAGAGCAACGAUGAUAUGGAACUAUCGUUCACACCGUCGCCCCCCGAGUCUAAAAGCGCUCUACGUCCACCGUCUGAUCGGAAGCGAUCUGCGCCGAAGGACAAAAGUGCUAGUCCUACUGAGCGUAAAGAGGUUCGGCCACCUCCACCUCCAACGUCACGAUCAAAGAAAGCAGCUGCAACACCAUCAUCAUCCUCAAGUCCAUCGCCAAUGCACUCAGUUUCAGCCCCAACCAACAGCAGUAACAGGAAAAAAUCACCAAAUAAGCAAUCCGCCCAACAGCAGCAGCAGCAGCCGAUAGGAGCCUUGGCAGCCAUGAUGAUGGAGAUGGAUGCCGAGAGUGUUUCGUCGCCAGAACCCGAUGAUCGGCGACGGGAUAAGCUUAGUGUGCUGAAAGUAAAAAUUUUAAAAUUGAGCGAUGAAAAACUUCAGCAGGUCGUUGACAUUAUUGAGAUGACAGGAAAGUAUGAGUUGAGCAAUGAAAGCUUUGAUUUUGACUUACAACAAAUUGACAAUCUCACAAUUAAUCGACUUCAACAGCUCGUGAGCUGACAACAUGGCGAGCACUCUAGUAACAAAAAAAAACAACUAAAUAACAAUUCCAUUUAGUUCAAAUGUCAAUUAUAUACAGGUAGUGUCAGUCAAAUCAUUUAUUGUACAUUAACUGUUGCUCGAUUACAAUCUAACGGAUUUUAAGGGUUGUAAUAUAAACCGGUGUGGAUCUUGAUGGAGAUCGAUGAGUUCGGUAGUUUUCGAUUCAGUUGUGGAUGCGGCUUUUCCAAAAUCAAAGAAUGAGCGAUCGUAGGAAAACGAAUAGCCAAGAAGAAAAUGUCAGUUAAGAGUAGGCUAAUAGACGAUACGUUACGUGUGCUAUCUUGUCGAGCAUGCGCCAGCGCAACAAGUAGCACACUUUUUCGGUCUCAUUUAGAGAAAAAAACUACCCGAACUUAAAAGAUGUUUUAAUGUGCAUAUCAUUGAUGAGCUUUCUUCAGGGCUAAUGAAGACAGCCUCCUAGGAUCAGUAAACGUGUCCCUGUAACGCGGACAGCAAACAAUGGUGAGCACGCUGUUUGUGUGAAACGUAAGCCAAGACGCGCCUGAGAAUGAAAGUACUAUCGACUUGACUAGUAAAAGGAGAACAAAAGAGAAUUAUUCAAGCAAUACAAAUCAGAUAAACUAAGGGCAGGCUUAAUUCUCGCAAGCAGCACCUACGAAAUAAACACAUUGGUGAUUGUUAGGCACCUAGUAAUGCCGCGAUACUAACCGUUGUUUCUUAUAUUUCAAAAUGGUAUCUCUUUGUGAAGGACAAUUUUGGGAAGCCACCUACGGAGCUCGGCCAUAUUUAAGAAAACUGUCAAAAUUCAGAAGGAAAGUCAAAAAAAGGGGUGCCGCUCUGGCCAAAUAAGCCUAGAGUUUACUGUGCCUCCUUGUUAUAUUCCUUUACCUAGACAAAAUCGGUUGUGACAAAUCGAUUGCCAAAAGUGAAAUAAUGAAUAGGAGUGGUAAACCGGUUGAGAAGUCUCCUUUAAAUCUCUUUUUGAGCAUUCAUUAGUUAAAGAUGCUGGGUGCGAUUGCCAUACUGUCUUUUUUCUCGACCGAGAUGUGUUCUCUGCGCAAUAUUUAAUCACUUAUAUAUACAUAUGCCCACCUUAGUUCUAGUUCUGGUCUCCCUAUGAAUCUUGACACAAGUCCAUCUAGAAGGCCAUCGCUUCGCAUACGAAAGCUUACCUGGCUGACCGUUGGUUUCUCUUAUUAGACUGCACACCCGAUUCAUUUCGAUAGACCACUGUUCAAGCCAUGUGAUGAGUGGGAAAUUAAUUGUUGAAAAAGAAUGUAGCUUUUCAAAGAGCGUCUCGUCUUUGUCAGCCAGUAAGGGCAGGGCUGAUCUUGCCAAUUCCGAUGCAUUCGUCAUUAUAUACGUGCUGACAAUAGUCAUGCAACUAUUUCCAUAUGACUCUGUCUGCUACUUGUAUUUUCCGUUAGCUGUGUAUGCUACACAUUUUAGUCAAUAGAUGUAUGUAAGGCCUACAUCAAGGCCGUAAUUAUCUUGCUAUUGCAACAACGGCUACUAUACUUUAAAUAUGCCGCUUUGUUAUAAUAAUGGUGAGAAUAUGUGAUUGCCUGUAUAAUAACAAUGACACCUAUGAUAACGCAUAUAUACUGUAUGUGUGUAAGGAGACGUCGCAUGUAAACAAUCUUUAUCUAUAUAUAUAUAUAUAUAUAUAUAUAUAUAUAUAUUAGGACAAUGGUAGGUCAUCUCCCGUGACUACGCAACAAUUGUCACUAGAAAUAGCUUAAACUGAGGGGAGUUUGUCAGAUCCAUUGUAAAAACAAGCUCACCUAACAGAGGGGUUUCGACUAUCUGGUAUUAGUAACCCAGGAUAGUUGGCGUUAGGUAAUUUUUUUCUGAGGGACUCAUUUUUGCCACCAUUUCUCAGCUGCGCCUAUGAACCCUACAUGUCUCUUGCCUCCUAUUUAGCAGCUCUCGUUAAUCGAUCUGGUGAUCGAGCUUUACAUACUAGAAAUACCUCCAAAAGUGUAUUUUCACUAAAAGCAAAAAGGUUUAACAUACGUGAGCAUAAGUAAUUACUCUUCACUGUACUAUUUGGCCUAUCUCUCUACAAUCCUUACAAGUUCGACUUGCGUUGUGCCGUCGGAGCAGUUGACAAAUCGAUACGUGAAGAAAGCCCAAUACCACACGCGCCUGUUAUAUGAAUAUAUUAUUAUCAUGCAGUAAAUAAACAAUAUUCUAUAAGCUAGCUCCAUUCUCAACUAAAACUAAUUGAUCGAUACAAUGGCUGGCUGCGUUUGCAAAGAGAUACGUUGUUGCGGAACUACGAACGUCUAACUGCAUCUGUGCGUUUGAGUGUGCGUGGACAUGUGUCAAUGUAUUUCAUGUCCUUCAAUGUCAACAGUGUCUCUCUGCGUAGCCGAACAUGUUUGGCGUCAGCAGCAGGAUAUAUGCAGAUUAAAGACAGGCCACGCAGAAGGAGCGCAGAGCUUUCCCCUACAGCAGUUGCAGAUUGGGAACAGGUAGCUCUGAGUCAAUGCAAUUCAGAGGGCGAAACAAAACUGCUACCUAAAAAUACAAAGCCAUUAGCUUUUGUUGGAUUCAAGAAGGAGGAAGCGGCAUAAUGCAGUGGCAUCGUCCUCUAUAGCUCAACGUCGGUCAUAAACUAACAGCGGUGCGUGUGCUGUUAUUGUAAAUCACUUACAGAGAAUGGGUAAAGAGCGCAAUAACAUAGCACCAAGUAACAGGCAUUUCGAUGUGUACUAGAAAAUCGGUUUACGGUGGGUCGUCUUAGUCAUCAUUUUCUGUAACAUGGACUGAUAAGUACCUGUUCUGUCGCAUGUUUCUCAGAGACAUUAUCGUACUAAUAAACCUAUAGCGUAUACAUAAAGUAUCCCAGUGUGACUUGUAGCUACGAAUCAAACACACUUGAUCAAUUUGAUGCAAAUACAAAUUACUAUUUAUUAUCAACACAAUUAUCCUGCCAUUACUAAGAGGAAUGGAACAUACGUAUUAUCUUUAUUUGACUAUAUCAAUUUAUACAUAUGGAUAACAGUGCAAAAUAGGAUGACGGUUCGAACAAGUUGAAAAAGGAAGAGAGGGUCGUAGAAGGCAGAUCUCGAGAGACUGCUAAUACAUACAAACCGCAGUUUCAUUACAACAAUUCAUUUUAUAACUUUUUUGCCGUAAAUGGUACAUAGUAUUUAAUGUAAUAAAAAAAAAACAAUGUUGUCACUGCGAACUUAUCGACGGCUGGUAAUUAUUUCUAGGUAGAAUGCAUUUGAAUACUGUUUUUCAGAACUGCGUACGACAGCGUCAAACAACAGAUAGGAAAGAAGAAAAAAAAAAAACGAGUAAAACUCAAUAUGAAAUACAUCUGCCUGAAUGCUUCCAUACAUAUUGUGGUUCAGUUUUUCUAAUUCUUGUUCGUCUUUUAUUGUGU